Molecule: messenger RNA, 4489 nt
Organism: Struthio camelus australis
Lineage: Eukaryota; Metazoa; Chordata; Aves; Struthioniformes; Struthionidae
Gene: TRAF3
Product: TNF receptor associated factor 3
Biological process (GO): regulation of defense response to virus; protein K63-linked ubiquitination; regulation of cytokine production
Molecular function (GO): zinc ion binding; tumor necrosis factor receptor binding
Source: RefSeq, a predicted model, not a curated record
ACUGCAGUGGCUUGUAAAAUAGGAAGCAGGAAAGCCUGUGUGCUUAGGCUUUAACAGUAUCAAGACCAGCUUUCAACAGUGGGAGACAAUAUAUUAAUCCAUUGGAAGCACAGAUUGCAGUCUUGUGUAUCACUGUGGUUUGUGUUGUGAUUUUUUUUUUUAAUGUAAACAGGACAAAGAGAGAAACUGUGCAAACUAUAGUAGAGCUCUUCUUAUUGUCAAGAGUAAAGAGAACAUUUAGAAGGCAUUGUGAAAGCCUGUUCUUCUCUCUCCUCAAGCUGCUGACCAAAUGAGAUUCAAAUAAAACAAAGGAAAUAAAUUAUCCUAGAGCAUGGACGCCAGUAAAAAGACAGAACCCCCUUUAUCUGUAGAAAUGGUACAGCAAAGGGCCAAUCCCGAUCGCAGUCCUUCAGCAUCCAUUUAUGUUCCAGAACAAGGCGGCUACAAAGAGAAAUUUGUAAAUGCAGUGGAGGAUAAGUAUAAAUGUGAAAAAUGUCAUCUCAUUUUAUGCAAUCCUAAACAGACUGAAUGUGGACACAGAUACUGUGAGACCUGCAUGAAUGCCUUGCUAAGUUCCUCUAGUCCAAAAUGUACAGCGUGUCAAGAAAGCAUAGUAAAAGAUAAGGUAUUUAAGGAUAAUUGUUGCAGGAGAGAGCUACUUGCCCUUCAGAUAUACUGCAGAAAUGAAAACAAGGGCUGUAAAGAACAACUAUCUUUGGGUCAGUUACUGACACAUUUAAAAACUGACUGUCAGUUUGAAGAACUUCCAUGUCCUCGUGCUGAUUGCAAAGAAAAAAUACUGAGAAAAGACUUGCCAGACCAUGUAGAGAAGACCUGUAAAUACCGGGAGACAACUUGUAAAUACUGUAAAAGCCAAGUCCCAAUGAUUACAUUGCAGAAACAUGAAGAUACAGACUGCCCAUGUGUCAUGGUUUCAUGUCCUCAUAAAUGUAGUGUUAAAACACUCAUGAGGAGCGAGUUGAAUGCACAUUUGUCAGAAUGUAUUAAUGCCCCAAGUACCUGUAGUUUUAAGCGUUAUGGCUGCACUUUUCAGGGAACAAACCAACAAAUUAAAGCACAUGAAGCCAGCUCAGCAGUGCAGCAUGUUAACUUAUUGAAAGAGUGGAGUAAUGCUCUAGAAAAUAAGGUGGCCUUGCUCCAGAAUGAAAGUUUGGAAAAGAACAAGAGUAUACAAACUUUACAUAAUCAAAUUUGUAGCUUUGAAAUAGAAAUUGAAAGACAGAAGGAAAUGCUGCGGAAUAAUGAAUCUAAAAUACUUCAUUUACAGCGAGUGAUAGACAGUCAAGCAGAGAAACUGAAAGAACUGGACAAAGAAAUCCGCCCCUUCCGACAAAACUGGGAGGAGGCUGACAGCAUGAAGAGCAGUGUAGAAUCCCUCCAGAACAGAGUGACUGAGCUGGAAAGUGUUGAUAAAACUGCAGGGCAAGGAGCUCGAAACACAAGCCUGCUAGAGACCCAGCUGAGCAGACAUGACCAGAUGCUGAGUGUUCAUGAUAUUCGGCUGGCUGACAUGGACCUCCGAUUCCAAGUUUUAGAAACUGCCAGUUACAACGGAGUAUUAAUUUGGAAAAUUCGAGAUUAUAAACGUCGGAAGCAAGAGGCAGUCAUGGGGAAGACUCUGUCCUUGUACAGCCAGCCCUUUUAUACUGGAUACUUUGGCUACAAGAUGUGUGCCAGAGUUUACCUUAAUGGAGAUGGCAUGGGAAAAGGGACGCACUUGUCGCUGUUUUUUGUCAUAAUGCGUGGAGAGUAUGACGCGUUGCUUCCUUGGCCGUUUAAGCAGAAAGUUACUCUUAUGCUAAUGGAUCAGGGACCGUCUCGACGCCACUUAGGAGAUGCCUUCAAGCCAGAUCCAAACAGCAGUAGUUUCAAGAAGCCAACUGGAGAAAUGAACAUUGCAUCUGGCUGUCCAGUUUUUGUGGCUCAAACUGUUCUAGAGAAUGGAACGUAUAUUAAAGAUGAUACUAUUUUUAUUAAAGUCAUAGUGGAUACAUCGGAUCUACCAGACCCCUGACAUACAAUGGGGGAGGCAGAUUAAACAGAAGACAACUCCAUUUGGGGGUUUUAUAUCAGUUUGUCUUCAGUCAGAGGUCCUAAAGCUCACAGAACCACCUUGUGGAACAGAAAGAAGAGUUUGAAGGCAUAACUGCAUAGGGUCCAAUUGUGAAAGUAGUAACACAUUAAGAAAUCAUACCAUGGUAUAUUUUUUAAUAGAACUAGAAACACUUAAACUCUGAAGAAUCAUUUAUCCCUCAUGAGGGUAAUGAUUAUUGUCAGAGAUGGUUUUUUUUUUAACUUAUUAAUGAUCAGUAGUCAAUUGGAGGUGAAAAGACAAAUACAGUAUGUGCUGAAUAAAUUACUGACUUUUAUUCCUUUAAGCUAGAAUGCAAAAAAAAAAAAAAAGUUCACAUGUGGGCUAGCUGGAAAUUGUCAGCAUGUUAAAAGAAGAAAUGAUGAAGUAAUGUUGCAAUUAUGAUAUUAUUUGAAAAACUGAGGUGCAAUCUUGUCUGAAAUAUAGUAUAUUGUCUUUUUAAGGCCUCAUCUGGUCUCUGUUUUAAUAAUUACUUUGUCAGAAGAUGUUGGAAAAGUAUCCAUGUCUUCUCAAAAGUAUCUGAAUCAAAAUCAUAUUUUUAUUUAAAGUUCUAUUGUUACAGAAAACAUUUUGUUUUAAAACUGUUGAUAGACUGAUAUUUCUUGGAAGAAAAAUAGAAGAUAUCAAACACUGGUUAUCACUUGUGAUAGGAAAAAAAACUAUUCAAUUCUGUUAUUUCUCUUUAGAAAUGUAAACCUACAAUAUGUCGUAGUUAAUGACACUAUUUCAAAAUUAAGGAAAAAUCACUCAUGGAUGCUGUGCAUCAUUAUCAGAUUUAUAAUUGUUUUCACCCUAAAAUAGGGCAUUUGUUGAACUUUGGAGUUCUAAACGGAAUCCUGUACAUUUUUUAAAGUUCUGCCCCAUGCUUUCCGAUCAAGCUAUAUAUGUUGCACAUUAUGCUGUCAGCAGUAUAUAGUAUUUUCAGUAUUGGGGAGGAGGAUUAGUGCUGAGAAGAAGCCUAUAUGUUUGUUCUGUACUAGCAGCCAUUGCUUCUUAAGGACAAAUCAGCAGUGUCUUAAUGCAGUGAUGGUGGCUUGCAUGCAUACAUGUGCCUUAGAUGUGCUGUGCUGCUUAUAAACCAUAGCUUUUUAUUCAGAUUAAUUCUGAUAUCUGAAAUGGUAGUUUAAUUGGACGUCAGGCAUAAUGUUUAGCCUUGUCUUCAGAGCCCUUAGAUACCUUGUGAUGUGCUAAAUAGAAGCCUAAGUCCAUUUCUUUUGGUCACUGGAGCUUCUACGACUUGGCCAUGGCGAAAUCCAUCUUAAUCAGGUGCCGAAACGUUAUGCUCAGUGCUCCUAUGGAGCUUGGACUAGACAGUCUCCAUGGCCGCUGUGAAGAAAGGUGACAUUUUCCUCUAAUGCCUGUGGUUGGAAAGUGGCAUCACCUUAAACGGACUCAUCUGAGAAUUCGGUGGGGCUGUGAAUGUAUACGCUCAUAGCAGCUUCUCAUAGCAGACAAGCAUCCUAACAGGGAGUGCACAGGCUUCCUCCUUGUAUCAGCCUGAACACUUGCGGAAAGCAUUUGCAAGCCCUGGAACAUGCUGAUUGCAACCUGCUGUGUUCAUCUGCUUCUAUUUAAUGGUCUGUGACAAGCAAGUCUAGCGACAUAGCCUGACUGUGGUGCUUUUUAAAAUCUGAGAACUGCUUAAGCAGAGCAGAUUGCACCACUGCAUUUAGCCUUUGUGGGCUUGAAAGAAGACGGUGCGCCUUAGUCGUUAACAUCAGGUUGUGUCAGUUUCUGCUUUCUGAGGCAUAGUCACGAUUUUUGUCUAAGGUGCAGUUGAAUUCAUGCCUUUGUAUUUCAGCUUGUCUUUGCUGUUGUCUUUUUUGGCUGUGCCUUCACACACAGUGCCUGCAAAAAGUAUUUAUGAUUAUACAAUGCAUGCUAAGUGAUCUUCAUGGGUUUUCCAGGCACCUGCUAGAAUACUGCCUGCUACUGACAGUCAGAGCCAUCAGUAGCAACUUGUCUUCCUGUUCUUGCCUUCCAUUGUCCAGGUACUGUAUUCCCUUUAUGGUACAUAGCUGUCAACCAGUGCAAGCUAAAAUGUGGAGGCAUGUGCUAGCACUUGACUUCUAGCACAGGAGGAGGACGUUCUGCACAAGAGAGAAAUAUCUAUAGAUAUACCCACGUCUGUAUCUCUAGAUAUAGCUAUAUGGCACUUGCAGUUUUAUGCAGGCUGCAUAAGCAAACCCAUCACUUAGGCUUUUGGGCGAAGGUUCGCUCAACUUGUGUCAUUUUAAUAAUUGUGAAUGUAGGCAGCUGAGCUUUUGUGUUUGUGCAUCACAGAAUUUUACUGAAAACAGGAUUCCCAAGUGGAAAUGUCCAAAGGACUCUCCUCCCAUUGCUAAUGCAUGUCUUGUUUAAAAAAAAAAAAAAAAA